AUGUUGACUCCACGAAAACUUCCUCUUCUGAGACUUAAAAUACAUCUACCCAUCCUAAAACCAAAACCCAUCAACACUGCUGCGUUUGCGACUCAUCACAUCAGCGCCAGAUCUCAUCUUUGGCAUCCGCAUAGUGUAGCGCGGACUACGGGUCAUUUCGCAAGAAUCUCGACAACAACGACCUUAGGUGUUAGGAGCAUUGCUACGAUGGCCAACUCCCCAUCUUUCAGUGAUGCAGUGGUUCAGGCCAUGAAAGAAUUGUAUCCCGAGGAGUUAGCUGAUAAGUCAUGGGAUAACACGGGCUUACUUUUAGAUCAAGCUCCAUCUUUCCCGGGUCGAGCAAGCAAUUCAACGCCAACGGUAUUGCUCACUAACGAUCUGACAAAACCUGUUGUGGAUGAAGCCCUGGAAAAGGGGGCAAGUGUUAUUGUGUGCUAUCACCCCGUUAUUUUCAAGCCGUUAAAAUCUUUGACCACCAAGGAUCCAAUGCAAGCCCAGCUUCUUCGAUUGAUAGCGGCAGGUAUAUCGGUGUACUGCCCACAUACAGCUGUUGAUGCUGCCGUAGGAGGUUUGAACGAUUGGCUAUGUGAUAUUUUGGUCGAUACCGAUAAAGAAGUAAGGAGGACGGUUGCCGAGCCCAUAUCCCGACCACUGCCUCAAAGCCUUCAAGGCCAACAAGUCGGGUAUGGUCGUGCGUUUGAGUUGAGCCAGUCCAUCACACUUCAGACUCUGCUAAAACGACUCUCUAUCGGUAUCGGCGGACAGAAAUACCUAAUGGUAGCCCUUCCUCCGACAUUGAGUGAUCUUACAAAGACUCAAGUCAUCACCAAGAUCGCGGUUUGCGCUGGAUCGGGGGCAGAUGUGCUGAAGAAUACUGACGCCCAAGUGCUAGUGACAGGCGAAAUGGCUCAUCAUUAUGCACUCCGACAUACGCAACUCGGCCAGAUUGUGGUCACAUGUUUUCACAGCAACUCGGAGAGAAAGUUCCUAGAACAGAGACUCAAGCCACAGCUGGAGGCUCGACUUAAGGAAUUCGGUCACGGGAACGCGGUUGUGCUCACGAGUAGCGCGGAUAAAGAUCCAUUCGACAUCAUCGAUGUUCGAGGUCUAGCUUGA
Messenger RNA from Xylaria bambusicola, 1116 nucleotides. RefSeq names its product GTP cyclohydrolase 1 type 2/Nif3. The record is from RefSeq and is a predicted model, not a curated record. NCBI's taxonomy places the organism in Eukaryota, Fungi, Ascomycota, Sordariomycetes, Xylariales, Xylariaceae. The coding region runs from base 1 to 1116 and encodes 371 amino acids. Gene Ontology annotation, cellular component: mitochondrion; cytoplasm. The transcript has 4 exons.